Messenger RNA from Nematostella vectensis (starlet sea anemone), 2313 nucleotides. RefSeq names its product fibroblast growth factor 18. The coding region runs from base 100 to 1005 and encodes 301 amino acids. Gene Ontology annotation, molecular function: growth factor activity; type 2 fibroblast growth factor receptor binding; type 1 fibroblast growth factor receptor binding. Lineage: Eukaryota; Metazoa; Cnidaria; Anthozoa; Actiniaria; Edwardsiidae. Gene Ontology annotation, cellular component: cytoplasm. Gene Ontology annotation, biological process: cell differentiation; positive regulation of gene expression; regulation of cell migration. The record is from RefSeq and is a predicted model, not a curated record. The transcript has 5 exons.
AGCGCAGUGACCGUAUUUAAAUGACGUGCGACUAGAACACGAAAAUAGACUGGCGCUAGGCAGCAUCGCGCACGGACCGUCGGAGACACACACAUCGACAUGGCCUGCACGCACAUAGCCGCCUUCUUCAUUUGUCUUGUAUGGAUAGCCACAGAUGGAACAACGGCAGGGAAUAGCAGGAAUAUGGAGAAAAAGUUGAAGAAGUUUCUUGAUCCCAUCUAUGUUGCCGGGAAGAAAAACUCGGAUACGUUUAGCCGGCCUUUUGAGAGAGUAACCCAGCUGUAUUCACGGAACAGCCUUGAUCAUAUACGGAUUUUGAAGAAUCGAAGGGUUGACGCAAAAGGCAGAGACGGGGAUCAGUACGCAAAACUGAUUAUCGAGUCAGAUGGAUUUGGUCGCGUUCGGAUCCGCGGCGCUGAAACCAAGUUCUAUCUUUGCAUGGACAAGCGGCGGAGACUUCGAGCGAGGAAACGCGCUCGUAACAAGAAGAACUGCAUCUUCAAAGACCACUUUGCGGACAAUGCUUUCAACGAGUUCGAGUCUGUCAAAUACGAGGGACACUACAUCGCGUUUAACCGCCGCGGCCUGCAACGAGCAGGAAACAAAACCAAAAGCGGCAUGAAAUCAGUGCAGUUUCUCGAGAGACCCCCGAGCGUGCGGCGACGGCUGUACCGCGGGAGAAAAUACCGAAAGGACGGGAAACAGAAACACAAGAUUUGUCUGACCAUCAAGAAAUGGAAAAAGUGGAAGCAGUGGUUACUGUGGCGCCGAGAGGAGCGCAAAUUGGUCGAGACUCGAAAAGGAGGGACUUUGACUGUAAACAAAGGGAAGUAUUCGAAAAAACUUGAAAGAGCGAAAAAUAAAAAGAAAUUACAAGGGAUUAAGAAAAAGAAUAGAAAAACUAAAGAGAGAAAUAAAAGUGCUGUGACGACAACAUUACGGACGGCUGUCCCUACCACAUCCACGCUAAGGAUCUUAACGACACAAAAAGAAAGCGUUCAGUGAAAGAAGCGCAAAUAUGGCUACUUAAUUAUGAACACUGUCAUUGUUGCGUUGGACACAUAGACUUCAGAAUCGCUCGACUCAAAAAAUCGCAAACUCGAAGAGAAACUUUUUAGCUUGAAAUUUAUCGAGUUGUGCUGGAGUUUAUUUAAUUCAAAUCUAUAUUUAACUAUUGGAUAUUUUCGUUAGUUAGCUAUGUGAGAUGUCAAGGGAUGUAACUGAAGUGUGAUAUGUGGAGAAAAAAGUGCAUUUAAAGGAAACGCUAGCAUUUCGUACCGUUGACAAUAUACAAACGCCUAGUGUCGAAUGGUAGUUCUAUGACCGAAAGCGGCCUAUUGGUACUUUAUUAUUUAACAAAAGUAAUAAAUAAACCAGCGAUGCCAGAACCAUACAAUGUUGAACUAUGAUGAAUUAGUAAAGAAUAAUUCAAAAAUAGACAUAUUUCUCGGCAUAAGGUAGAAAUAUUUUGAGCUCCGGGGUUCCUUUUCUGUUGUAGAACUGCAACCUUGUGCUGUUUACGAAUUUUGAAAUAGGUGCACAUUCUUGCGCAUCACUUAUUAAAAGAGUGUAGGAUAGAAUCCGUUGUUAGUUGGCACACGGCAGUGGCGUAGCCAGGAGGGGGCCCUUUUCUCCUGUAUUUUGGAUAAUGUCUCAUACAUUUACUGCAUUUUUGACUGCUAGAAGGGGGGGCACUUGGUCACCCCCCUGGCUACGCCCCUGCACAGGAUCAUCUCUUUGUUUCAUAACUAAAAGUUGAUUUCUAUAAACUCGGUAGGCUGACUCAAAUGGAAAUUUGAAAGAAGAAAUAUGAGUUAUUUACCACUAGAGUAACGUAUCAUUGGAAAUAUGGGACAUACCAUUUGCCCUAAAAGUACGUAGAAGCAUUUCAGAUGUAGUGUUUCAUAUGAGAUGUGGUGUUUCAUAUCAGAUGAGGUGGUUCAUAUUUUGGGAACUACGCGUGUAAAUAUCAAAGUUAUAAAUACUAUAUAUAAUCAUGUUAACUGUUUUUAUAAGACCAAUACAAGUUGCGAUUGACAAAGAAAAAAGUAGGAUCGUCGAUCAAAAUGGAAUAAACUUAAAUUUAAAUAUAUAUGAUUUAGAAAUUAUCACCCACUAAAAUAGAACUAUAAAUUGGUACAAUGUCAUAUUUUGAUUCUAUAACAAUGUACAUACUUUAAAAAAUGUUUGUUAUGCUGAACGCCUGGCUGCAAGUGCUAUGAUGACGGAGUUGUGUUCUGUGUUUGGGUGUAAAAUAUUUAGGACAAGCUUGAUAAGCACUAGUAGAAAAUAAAUGACGUAACUUAUUGAAAA